GUCAAAAGUUCAUGACUCAAUUCGAAUAUUGUGUUAUUUUUUUUAUAUUCACGUAAUUUGAAAUAAAUUAUGAAGGGAAUACAAUUUAUAAGGACAUUUUGUUGCUCUCCGUUAAUUAAUGUUCCGUCGUGCUAUAGUAAAAAUACGUGUGUAGUACAAGUGAGACAUAGUGCAUCACAAGUAUUUUCUAAAUUGAAGAUUUUAUGUCCUGUAGCUGUGAAAAUUCGCAAUUUAGGUUUAGGACCAACUUCAAAGGAUUUCGAGGAACCAAGUCAACGAACGGGUCCACUUACUAAGUUACACGCCAAUGAAUUAGUCCUACACUUGAAUGACGAGGAAAGAAAAUUAUUAUUGAAUGCCCUACAGGAAUACGAGUCCAACAAAAUCAAGGAGGAAUUUGAAGACAAAUUAGCUGGUCAGAGAUGGAGAAGCAAAUUUGGAAGGCCAAGUAAAGUUCCCACACUAGGUGAUGUGGACCCUACAGGGACGUAUUGUCCAGUUCCAGAGGACUGGCUGAAGAAGAAAUAUGCUGCAACAGUUCCACCACCUACAACUAGGGAAUUAUUUCAUUUGUCACUAGCGAAUUCAAUUCCUUUCAUUGGGUUUGGAUUUUUAGACAACUUCAUUAUGAUAAUUGCGGGCGACAGUAUUGAGAGCAGCAAAAGCAGCAUGAGUGCGUACAUAACGUUAUCGACGAUGGCGGCGGCAGCGCUGGGAAACACGUUCAGUGACGUCAUAGGCAUCGGGUCGUCAUACUACGUAGAGCGCGGCGCGGCGCUGCUCGGGCUGGGAGCGCCCGCGCUCUCGCCCAUACAGCUCGACAUGCCCGUCAGCAGGCGGUUCGCCAACAUGGGCCGUGUAAUCGGGAUCACGCUCGGCUGUUUCCUGGGCAUGACGCCAUUACUAUUCAAAGACGACGAGAAAAACCCCAAAGAUGAAGAAGUGCAACCAAAAAAAUAAAGUAACAUAUACACACUUAAUGUACUUGGGAUAUCUACUUUAAGUACUUAACUUUAAAGUCGAUUUUCCAUUGUACUGUUUUUAAGUUUAUGCAGUUGAUUGUUAACUAUGUGAUAUGGUACCAUCACUAUCAUGCUGCAUGAGUUUGACUGACGUACAUCACAUCAUUCACGGCAUUAUGUUAUACGAAAUAUUUAGUAGAAUAACUGUUCCAUUAUGUAGAACAAUUAUUCUGUUAACAAACAAAAAAGAAUUAAUUUUAUAAUGGAGCCGUACUGACAUCCACUAUAUGUGUCGCUCAUUCAUUAUGGUGGACCCUAUAGAACAUUCCAGAAAGUAAGAAAUUACAACGUCUUGUUUUCUUGAAUCGUGCUCUAUACACGUUUCUAUGCAUAACUCGUUUUCCGUAGAACGAAAUGUGUAAAACUGAGUAGUGUUAAUAUGUACUAGUACUUUGAUCGUAUUGCCUAGGGACUGGCCUGGCCACAUGGCCUACAAAUAUUGGAGGUACGUGCAUGCAUAUCUCUCAAAAUGAUGACUGACAGUGUAUCCUCAAUGUUACACAUUUCGUUCAUAAGAAGAUAAGACGUCUGGAUC
Molecule: messenger RNA, 1557 nt
Organism: Achroia grisella
Lineage: Eukaryota; Metazoa; Arthropoda; Insecta; Lepidoptera; Pyralidae
Product: transmembrane protein 65
Exons: 7
Coding region: 70-960 (296 amino acids)
Cellular component (GO): mitochondrion
Source: RefSeq, a predicted model, not a curated record